AUGACUCAAGAACAGCCCUCUAAACAGCCUGAAACAAGUGAAUCUACAGAGAAAUUAGAUCCUGUUUCUAGACGAAGGCUACAGAACCGCCUCAACCAACGUGCCAGCCGUAAGAGAAAGCAGGCAGAAAAACAAAAAGAGGAGCGACAACAGCGUUGGAUUAUCUAUACCAAUGAGGCCAAUGUUCCUUCUGUGAGAGAAGAUGUUCGCGCCAAAGAGACGCCAGAAUCAAGUCCAACACCAAAAAACUCACCAAUAAGUCAAGACCAAACGAGCCCGUUCACAUGUGGCACCUCUCAACUUUCGCCGGUGCGAUAUUUUAAUCAAUUAAAGAGGGAACUUGUCCAAGCCGCUGGCAAAUUAUCGCCUUCACCUGGUCUUAUUCACUCCGUGACACAAUUCAACAUCAUGCGAGCCAUGUUCCAAAAUGCCGCCACCAUGGACCUUACGAUGGAUAUUUUAAGUGAAGAUAUCGCGUCAUCAUUCAAUAUUGCCGGUCCGAUCACAUUUAAUCUACCGCCCAGCUUACAGCCAAGCUCGACACAAAAGCAAAUCAUUCAUCAUCCAUGGAUUGACCUCCUCCCUGUUCAAUCCUUUCGAAAUAGUUUGAUCGUGAGAAUGGCAGAAUACGACGAUGAGGAACUUUGUGGAGAUCUUUAUGGCCUGAGUAGCUCUACUGGAAAAGUUGGGUUGAUAGUUUGGGGCGAAUCGUGGGACCCAUUUGCUUACGAACUAUCAGAAGAAGUGGUGAGGAAAUGGAGCUGGAUGCUGAAGGACUCUCCAGAGCUCCUUAUAUCUACAAAUUAUUGGAGGAGGAGGCGAGGGGAGAAGCCCUUGAAAUUUUUCGAGCCAAACGAUCACUUCAUACAUGAAAUUGAAUGA
Molecule: messenger RNA, 882 nt
Organism: Penicillium subrubescens
Lineage: Eukaryota; Fungi; Ascomycota; Eurotiomycetes; Eurotiales; Aspergillaceae
Product: bZIP transcription factor
Exons: 2
Coding region: 1-882 (293 amino acids)
Source: RefSeq, a predicted model, not a curated record